UCAGCUGGAGCUUCGUUUCUCUCUCCUCAGUAGACCUCAUCCGGCCACACAGCAAACGCGGCACACCAAACGGACUUUAAACAAAACAAACAAACACAAUUUUUUAUUUUUCCUCAUUUCCAAUCAUGUUUUGGUGCCUGUUUUUUAUCCUGUCUUUAGCGGACGCUCAAACCUCCAGCCGGUUCGUGGUGGGCUGCCCGGCGCGGUGCGACAAGUCCAUGUGCCCCCGUUCUCCAUCGUCCGACUGUCCGGCGGGACAGACUCUCGACGCCUGUCAUUGUUGCCCGGUUUGCGCGUCCGGCGAAGGCGAGGCGUGCAGCGGCAGCGGCAAACUCGGCGACCCGGUGUGCGGAGAGGGUCUGGAGUGCUCUGUGUCCGGCGGCGUCGGCUACACCGCCACCGUGCGCCGGAGGAGCAAGACGGGCAUCUGCGCCUGCAAAACUGUGGAGCCCGUUUGUGGCAGCGACGGGGUGUCCUACCGAAACAUCUGCGAGCUGAAGAGGGUCAGCCGGCGGGCGCAGAAACUCCAGCAACCGCCUGUCCUCUUCAUUCAGCGAGGGGCCUGUGGGAAAGCUCAGGACAACCCAGACAGCCCGAGACAUAAGUACAACUUCAUUGCCGACGUGGUGGAGAAAAUUGCACCAGCUGUGGUUCACAUCGAGCUCUACCGCAAGAUGACAUACUCCAAACGUGAGGUGGCUGUGGCCAGCGGCUCGGGCUUCGUAGUGGCAGAUGAUGGCCAGAUCGUGACCAACGCGCAUGUGGUGGCCAACAAGCACCGCGUCAAGGUGGAACUCAAGAGCGGGGCCAUCUACGACGCCAAGAUCAAGGACGUGGACGAGCGCUCCGACAUCGCCCUCAUCAAGAUCGAGGCGCCGACCAAACUCCCCGUGCUGCUUCUGGGCCGCUCCUCGGACCUGAGGCCGGGUGAGUUCGUGGUGGCCAUCGGAAGCCCUUUCUCCCUGCAGAACACCGUCACCACGGGAAUUGUCAGCACCACCCAGAGAGGGGGCAGGGAGCUGGGCCUUAGCAACUCUGACAUGGACUACAUCCAAACGGACGCCAUCAUCAAUUAUGGCAAUUCGGGAGGACCUCUAGUCAAUUUGGAUGGAGAGGUUGUCGGAAUCAACACGCUAAAGGUGACCGCUGGCAUUUCCUUCGCCAUUCCCUCGGACAAGAUUCAGCAGUUCCUGACAGAGUCUUAUGACAGACAGUCCAGAGGUACAGCAGCAGCGAAAAAGAAAUACAUCGGCGUGCGGAUGAUGACUCUCACUUCAUCCCUGGCCAAAGAGCUGAAGACCCGACAUCGAGACUUUCCUGACAUCACCUCUGGCGCAUACGUCAUGGAAGUCAUUGCGAAGACGCCGGCUGCGGUUGGCGGCCUCAAAGAACACGACGUGAUUAUCUCCAUUAAUGGCAAGAGGAUUUCCACGGCCAACGAUGUGAGCGCCGCCGUCAAGAAGGACAAAAGCCUGAAAGUGGUGGUUCGCCGUGGCAAUGAGGACGCCAUCCUCACCGUCGUUCCCGUGGAGAUCGACCCUUGACCUCCACUCCAGUUGUAACUGCGACCAUGCUGGGCCUACCGCUGAGGAACUAAAAGGUGGUGGGUGGGGAGGGGAUUCUAUGGACACGCCAUCCUCCCGUGAGUUGCCAGAUAUCGGAAUAUUCUGGCGAGAUGCCUUGAAACCCAACGACUGUACGGAUUGCUGUAAAAAGCCAUGCUGUACUUCCUUUCUGUGUGUAUGUGAGUUAGGUGUAUGGGUCUGUUUUCACUUUUCUACUCUUCUGGGGACACUUCCAACAAACAAGAAGCUAUUGUUGUCUGUUUCUUUUUUUUUUUUUUUUUUUUAAUAUUAUUGCUCAGUGAGGCCUUCCUCUGCACUUUUGUAGCUAUUUAGAGACUUGCUGAGCACAUCUUAUUUGUAUUAUUGUUGUGUUCUAACCUCUUUUUUAUUGAACAAAAAAAGUACUGUAGAAGAUUUUUAAUGAUGAUGUUUGAUGGAAAUAAAUUGUUUCACCGUUUAGUUUUGAAGCACUUUCAUUUGCAGUCACAAAUAGAUUGUCAUGAAUGAGUGCUAAAUGAACAAGUAAUUAAUUGAUGAAGUUGUAUUUAAAAAAAAAAAAAGGAUAUUGUCAGUAAAAGAUUUAAUAAACUAUAAUAGAAUCCAUUCUGGGCAACCAAAAUGUGAUUCUAGGGAAUUCAAAUUUACGAGAGCAAUUUCAUUUACUAUCAAAAUUGUGGGGAAAAAAUUAAUCUGUGCAGAAAAACAGUUUAAAGAAAUACAAAUCAAAUUAAAUCUUCCCUGGACCACAUAAAAACAAAUACAAUCAAAGUACAGUUCAAAUGAAUUAAAAUCUCAUCA
Messenger RNA from Corythoichthys intestinalis (scribbled pipefish), 2363 nucleotides. RefSeq names its product serine protease HTRA1A-like. NCBI's taxonomy places the organism in Eukaryota, Metazoa, Chordata, Actinopteri, Syngnathiformes, Syngnathidae. The transcript has 9 exons. Gene Ontology annotation, cellular component: extracellular region. Bases 126 to 1544 code for a protein of 472 amino acids. Gene Ontology annotation, molecular function: serine-type endopeptidase activity; protein binding. Gene Ontology annotation, biological process: programmed cell death; positive regulation of apoptotic process; proteolysis. The record is from RefSeq and is a predicted model, not a curated record.